AGGGUUUCAUUAUGAGGACAUCCCAAACCAUGGCCAUCAAAAUGCAGGCAAAGCAAGGCAAGCUUACAACUAUAUACAUAUAUACACAUAGAGAAGUAAUAGUAUUCUGCUUCAUUUUAAUUUAUUAGUUUAGGAAAUUAGAAGGGCAUCAUCAGGGGCUUGAAAAGAUUGGAUAGAAAGCAUUGGAAAUAAUGGAUUUAUUUUUUUAUUUGUCUCCCUCAUUAGGCUUUUUCUUUUUGAAAAUUAUCUGUCAGUCAUACACUAACAAUAAUAUUGCAGCAAAUGGCACCCAACUAGUAAAGGUUUGGUAUCCAUAUCUUUCUCUAACCUUGGACAUAUAUGUACACUCCAAAAUGAAAAAGCAGUUGUUUAGUUUCUUGAGAGACGAGUCUGUACAUGGAGAUUAGUUAGGUGUUCAUUCGAAAGGUAAACAUGAAAAGGGGAAAAUUCCAUCAAAGUGUCUAAUAUUUAUCAUCAUUUCAUCAAAAACAAAUAUAAUAAUAAAUUAAUAAGCAUUUAAUAUUCGAUGGGGCGUAUCAUCAUUUUAGUUAAGGAAUAUAAAGUUUGAAAUCUGUAGUCACGAUGAUAAUAAGAAAGUAACCGUUACUGCCCAAAGAUUAAGACAUAAACGAAGGAAAGAAAGAGGAUUAUAUAUGGCAGUGGCUUUCAGUGAUUGCUUAAGAUUAAGGAAAUGUCAGUAUUCCUCUCUUUGCGGUCAUUUCCUUAAAGAGACCGGCUCUCUCAAAUUUGUCUAAGUGGUUUUAUUGUUGUUGUUUGGGGAGGGGGGUGUUUUGGCAUUAUAUAUGCUACCACCAAGUGCCAACACUGAGACACAAAAGCGCAAAGAUGGUGAUGGCGGGUCAUAGCCAUGUAUUUGGAGGCGAAGAACAGCUCCCUCUUGCUAUUGCUGAUCACCCCGACCCUUUUGUGUUAGAGCUCACCCGAUUGCAGAACCGACUCAAAGAAAAGGACCGAAAGUUGGGAGCUGCUCAGGCUGAAAUCAAGGCAUUGAGAGCAACAGAAGCGCUCAAGGAUAAGGUCAUAGAAGAGCUCGGUGAAGAAGUUCAAACGUUGGAUGAGAAACACAGGGUCGCUGAGAAUCUGCUCCAACAAAAGAAUCUCGAAAUGAAGAAACUGGCAGAUGAGAAGAAAGAUGCAGUGGCUGCACAAUUUGCUGCGGAAGCAACUCUCAGAAGAGUUUAUGCAAGUCAAAAGGAUGAUGAGGAUGUGUCUAUGGAGUCAAUCAUUGCUCCUCUUAAGGCUGAGAUUAAAAUGUACAAAAAUGAGAUUGCAGUGCUCCACCAGGAUAAGAAGGCUUUGGAACGUCUCACAAAGUCAAAGGAAUUAGCUUUGAUCGAAGCAGAGAGGAUUUUGCGAUCUGCUUUAGAAAGGGCUUUAAUAGUUGAGGAAGUUCAAAACCAAAACUUGGAGUUAAGGAGGCAGAUUGAGAUUUGCCAGGAGGAGAACAAAAUCCUUGAGAAAACUAAUCGCCAAAAGGUCUUGGAGAUUGAAAAGCUUAGCCAAACCAUUAAGGAACUUGAAGAGGCCAUUUUGGUUGGUGGGGCUGCUGCUAAUUCUAUCCGUGACUGUCGGCGACAGAUUUCUCAACUUCGGGAGGAAAAGAGGACACUUGAGAGGGAGCUCGCUAGAGUUAAAGUUUUGGCAAACCGUGUAGCGACCGUGGUGGCUAAUGAAUGGAAGGACGAAAAUGACAAAGUAAUGCCUGUCAAGCAAUGGUUGGAGGACAGAAGGCUGCUGCAGGCAGAGAUGCAAAGAUUGAAGGACAAACUAUCUAUGUCAGUGAGAACAGCAAAGGCAGAAGCACAGCUUAAGGAUAAGUUCAAGCUAAGGCUCAAGAUUUUGGAAGAUGGAUUAAAACAUAUAUCAAGUAUCUCAAUCAAUCCUAAUGCAUCUUACGGGUCCCCAAAACCAGAAAAGUCCAGUAACAUCUUAGGAUUUUUAACAAGCACCGGUGGACUAAAGAAGAGGUCUACCUCUCAGCCAAGGGCUUCUACCAUCAGUACAAGUUCUUCCCUGCAACGGCCAAGGGCAACAUCAGGAGAAAACAUGGUAAGAAAAAAAUUGUGGGCAUCUAGGUGUAAGGUUGCUGAUAGCAAUGAGAAGGAAAAUGCAGAAAUGAAGGUAAACGGGGACAGCAGUGUACGCAAAGACGGUGACACAAAAGAUUCGGCCGAAAUAAAAAGUAAUGGAGGUAGCAAUGAACAGACAGGAAACAGAGGAAUUGCUGAUAGCAAUGCCGAAGAUAUGGUUUCAGGAUUUUUGUAUGAUAGGCUUCAGAAAGAGGUCAUCAAUUUAAGAAAGUUGUGUGAGGCUAAAGACAGUAGUUUGAAUACUAAAGAUGAAGAAAUAAAGAUGCUCAUGAAGAAGGUUGAAGCAUUCUCAAGAGCCAUGGAAGUGGAGGCUAAACGGGUGAAGAGAGAAUCACUAGCGAAAGAAAAGGAAAAUGGAUCAGCGAAAAUGGGUGAUGAUACCAAAAAGAUGAAACACAAAAAGUCCUCUAAGACCAGAAGUAGCAGGGGUAACCCAAACAUCUUGAUCUUGAAGACUCCCAUGAAGGGUGGAUGUUGAAGAAAACUUGGAAAUUGAUUUGAUUCUUGUUCUGUGUUUGUAGUUUUCAAUUCACUGUAAAUUAUUGUUGAAUUUUUUUGCUGAUGGUAGGUAGCUAGUUAAAAUAAAGUUAAAUGAUUGAUGAAAUUGGGUCUGUAAAAAAAAGGGUUUGGCUGUGGGUGAACGUUGGAGAUCUAAACUUGUAACAUCCUAGGAAUAGGAUUCCUUUGGUUUUCUGAUUGAUGGAAUGAAAUUGCUUUUUGCAA
Gossypium arboreum is the source of this 2834-nucleotide messenger RNA. RefSeq names its product microtubule-associated protein 70-5-like. Bases 847 to 2589 code for a protein of 580 amino acids. Gene Ontology annotation, molecular function: microtubule binding. The transcript has 11 exons. Gene Ontology annotation, biological process: cytoskeleton organization. The record is from RefSeq and is a predicted model, not a curated record. Lineage: Eukaryota; Viridiplantae; Streptophyta; Magnoliopsida; Malvales; Malvaceae.